UCUCGAAUCCCUAGAAAACAACCCAAGUAGCAAUUUGGCUUCUCCUUACUCAUUGGUAGUGCGGAGAAGUUUGUUCUGUUGUUGGAAAUGGCGAGAUCGUCGAGCAAGGACGCCCAAGCUCUCUUUCAUUCCCUUCGCUCUGCUUAUGCAGCCACUCCUACGGGUCUCAAGAUCAUCGAUCUUUAUGUUGGCUUUGCGAUUUUUACUGCUCUAGUUCAGGUGGGUUACAUGGCCAUUGUUGGAUCAUUUCCAUUCAAUUCUUUUCUUUCAGGAGUACUUUCUUGUGUAGGCACAGCAGUCCUUGCUGUUUGUCUCCGUAUCCAGGUGAACAAAGAAAACAAGGAAUUCAAGGAUUUACCUCCAGAGCGUGCUUUUGCUGAUUUUGUUCUCUGCAAUUUGGUGCUUCAUCUGGUGAUUAUGAACUUCCUGGGUUAAUCUUGAUCUGCUGGACACAUUCCUGCAUCUGUAACUUUUGAGACAGUAGUUAUGAAAUAGUUUUGUUCCAUGAAUGCAGCAAAUUUUCUUUGGCUAAUGUUUUUGAAAUAUUGAACUGCGGUCGGGGUUUUACUUAUUUAGUUGUUUAUAAUGAUGAAAUUAUAAAUGUUGCUUAGACGAACAAACCCUUGUCGAUCAAGCAAACCAUGAUUGAUCCCUAGGCGCGCAACAUUACGUCAGUACCUCCCCCAUUUUGUCAACUGAGUGGUUGGUUCAUCUUUUUCUUUAUUUACAUGGUUGGCCUGGGCCCUUGUCUGCUGAGAUAUAUCUUGGAUAGAUGAAAUUUCACACAUCUUUGAGCUCUCUUAAGGCU
Molecule: messenger RNA, 808 nt
Organism: Jatropha curcas
Lineage: Eukaryota; Viridiplantae; Streptophyta; Magnoliopsida; Malpighiales; Euphorbiaceae
Product: dolichyl-diphosphooligosaccharide--protein glycosyltransferase subunit DAD1
Biological process (GO): protein N-linked glycosylation
Cellular component (GO): oligosaccharyltransferase complex; membrane
Source: RefSeq, a predicted model, not a curated record